This is a messenger RNA of Didymodactylos carnosus, 213 nucleotides long. NCBI's taxonomy places the organism in Eukaryota, Metazoa, Rotifera, Eurotatoria, Philodinida, Philodinidae. The record is from the annotation of a GenBank genome assembly.
AUGCCUUCAACAAAAUUUGUUGAGAAAAAGCGUUUAAAACAAGAUAGAUGUGUAAAAAAUAUUCCAAAUUUAAUUGUAUUUGGUGCUAGAAAUCGUCGUAAUAUGAUGGAUGAAGCAUUUCUACAACGUACGCAAGCAAAAGUAUUUGUCGGUCGUCCAUCACCAGCUAUACGAAUCAAUAUGUUAACACCACUAAUUUGUAAAAAUUCAUAG